AUGAGCUCGAACCAGCUGAUCAGCGAAAAACAAGACAAGCCACCCGGGCUGGACUAUCUCCACCAGCUGAUAUCUUCCCAGUUCGACCUCAGCCCAUCCGGACCUAGCCUCGAAGAUGAGCAACUAAAAACAAACCCUGAACCAUCCAGUAGACCUGAGCGAUCCCCAGAAGAAAACCAAGGCAAAGUCGCUUUCAAGCUUUUCUCUGGGCAAAGCAACUUGCAAAUCAUAGACAUUUCUGCCAAAAAUGUGGACAAAGAAGUCGAGAAUCCACCCCCCAUACCUUACAUUCCGGUUGAACGGAUCAUGGACGUUGCGGACGAGCCCAAACACAAAAGGAAGCUGAGGAGGAAGCAAAUCGUGAGUGUUGCGGUCGACCUAGAAGGAAUCCGUGAACUGGCUAAGCAAAUCACAAACACAUGUGAGCGAAAACUGCUAUCGUAUCGGACGAGAAGCUCGGCACUCCAGGACAAAGGGACUCUGGCAAUAGUAGAUGACUUGAAGAACUCUCCACCCCAGAUGGCUUCCAGCUCGAUCACCGACGGAAUCAAAUAUCCCAAGCGUCGAACUCAGCCGAUACCCACCAAAGCAAAUCUACCACCAAGGAAGGCCAGCAAAACUGAGAAACGCAAGCGUAGGAGAGAGCGACAAAAGUAUCGCACAUCAAAUAGAAGUGGAGCCAGGACAACUCCCAAACCUGUCACGCUCACUUACAUCUAG
Messenger RNA from Puccinia triticina, 720 nucleotides. RefSeq lists its product as uncharacterized. The record is from RefSeq and is a predicted model, not a curated record. Lineage: Eukaryota; Fungi; Basidiomycota; Pucciniomycetes; Pucciniales; Pucciniaceae. Bases 1 to 720 code for a protein of 239 amino acids. The transcript has 4 exons.